Nymphaea colorata (pocket water lily) is the source of this 384-nucleotide messenger RNA. RefSeq lists its product as uncharacterized. The transcript has a single exon. The record is from RefSeq and is a predicted model, not a curated record. NCBI's taxonomy places the organism in Eukaryota, Viridiplantae, Streptophyta, Magnoliopsida, Nymphaeales, Nymphaeaceae. The coding region runs from base 1 to 384 and encodes 127 amino acids.
AUGGAGUGGUCUCCCAGCCUAGACAGAGCAAACUCCGUCACCGGAAUCCGAAAUUGGUGGCAGAGUGACCAGAGAAGUGUCCGACAUGGGCACCGGAGCCUGCGGCUCGGCGCCACGGCCGACGCCUGCUGCGGUUGUUGGAGAGCAUCACCACCUAAGAUGAAGGGCUGGAGGGUCUUGUGGAGGAGAAUUAGGAAGGGAAGGUGCAGGAUCUUCAACUUCUCCAAGUCAGUCUGUGUUGCUUAUGAUCCUUAUACCUAUGCCCAGAACUUUGAUCAUGGGUUUGCGUCGUUGGAGCCGGACAAUCUCAGCCGUUCAUUCUCAGCAAGGUUCUCCAGUCGGUCGAGGGAUUACCUGGUCAGGAUUGAUCGAGAUUUUGCUUGA